Lasiodiplodia theobromae is the source of this 969-nucleotide messenger RNA. RefSeq names its product Sugar transporter. The record is from RefSeq and is a predicted model, not a curated record. Bases 1 to 969 code for a protein of 322 amino acids. Lineage: Eukaryota; Fungi; Ascomycota; Dothideomycetes; Botryosphaeriales; Botryosphaeriaceae. The transcript is spliced from 3 exons.
AUGACGAAAACGAUCGCAGUCACUGGUGCUACUGGAACACAGGGAGGGUCCGUUGCUCGCGUGCUCCUGCAAAGCGGUAAUUGGAAGGUCCGAGCGGUCACACGCAACCCGAAAGGCGAGGCCGCUCAAGCUCUCGCUGCUCAGGGAGCUGAAGUUGUUGCUGCGGAUUUUAAUGAUGAAGGAUCAUUGGUGAAAGCUUUUGAGGGUGCCCACGCCGUAUAUGCGGUGACAAACUUUUGGGAGCAUCUCUUCUCCGGGAAAUCACAAUCUGAGGCUGGCGAGAUCGAAGAACAGCAGGCGCUGCUUUUGGCGAGGGCUGCAUCGCAGACGAAAACGCUGGAGCAUUACAUCUGGAGUACAAUUCCACCGGCGAGUGACCUGACUGGUGGCCGAUACCCCGUUCCGCACUUGGACCACAAAGCGAAGAUCGACCAACGAAUCCGUUCCGAGCUCCCGGACUUGGCUGUGAAGACCACGUUUCUCUACGUUGGCUUCUAUUCUUCGAACUUGGCCUUCAUUCCUAACAUCAAACCCUUCGAAGUUCCGGGAAGCGGCAAGUAUGUCCUCGCCCUCCCUACGAAGCCAUCCGCCACCAUUCCCAUCACCGGCGAUGUCUCUGUGACGGUGGGCUUGUGGGUGCGUCAAGUGCUCGCGAACCCCGGGAAAACGCUUGGGAAGUACGCCAGCGUGCACACGGAAGUCAUAAGUUUCGAGAAGAUGGCCCGGGACUGGAGCGAGGUUACCGGAAAGCCUGCCGUGUUCGCUGAGAUCUCGGUCGAGGGAUACGAACAGCUCUGGGGCGUGGCUGGACGUGAGAUUGCUGAUCAGCUGAAGUUCGGCGAACAUGUUAGUGAUUGGCAUGCUCACCUGGGGGAUUUGUACGUGAGCAAGGAGGAGCUGGGAAUUUCUCCAGAGGAAGCCAAGGGCUUCAAGUAUGCGCUGGAACAGCUCAAGGCACAUCUUCUCUGA